AGGGUCUAUGAAAUGUAGGCCAGUUUCUUCCAGACUACAUUGUGAAAUAACCUGGAAGCCUUUUUCAAAAUCGCUCCUCGUACUUUAUAUUUACAAACCUGGUAUUGAAAAGGAACUAAAUAUUAUCUUAACACAGCUCUCUGCGAAAUACCACACUAACGCAGAGCUGCAGAGCAUACAGACUAUUUACUGUUUGGGCGCAAGAGUGCUAGGCUUAUCCUGGUGACAUUUAUACAUAGCAUAUAAGGUUUAUUGUUCGUAGCGAAACGUAAAAAUUAAUCUUGUUUAAGAUGCUGUUAAGGCGUGUGAUUUGUAACAACGUGUGUUAUAGAACGUAUGAGUUGUUUGUUUGCUCUAAUGCAUGCCACUUGAAAAGGUACUUCUCCACUGACGGAGAAAUAGAGCUUUGUGACAAAAUGCCACCAAGUACUGAAAAGAAACGUGGUGGAUUUGCACAAGCGUUCGAAAAAUACACAUCACCUCCAGAACUAAAGCCACCAACACCAGAGAAAGAAGAAACAUUCGCAUCAUUACUACGGAAUUCUAAAUUUACUGACUUAGGGGAUCCACAAGGAAAAGUGGUUACAGGGAAGAUUUUCCAAGUGGUUGGAGAUGAUCUUUACGUUGAUUUUGGGUGGAAGUUCCACUGCGUGUGUCCUCGUCCAGCCAAAAACGGCAGUGAAUACGUAAGAGGAGCAAAGGUAAGACUGAGGAUUAAGGAACUGGAAUUAUCAACACGGUUUCUGGGUUCAUCUCGUGAUCUCACGCUGCUGGAGGCAGAUGCUACAUUGGUAGGACUGAUCUCUUCACCAGCACGACUACCACAGCAACCAAAGUCAUCAUAGACUAUAUUAAAUUACAAUAUACUACGAAAGACUAAUAAAGAAGUAUCACUGGGUUAUAUGAAGAUUAAUUUUUGAGUGGAAAUGAUUGCAAGGUGAAAGAACAUUCUACAACCUAAUUUUCGUAAGAAAAUGCAAAUACACCGAGAAGAAGCAAUUGAAAUUUUUUGACUAAACGUCAAAUGGUUUAUUUCAUAGUACUAGACACAGAAAAGUGUAAACUUUACAAUAGUAAUUAAAAAAAUAUAUAUUUAUUCAGAAGGGAGUUUCUGGCUAUGAAUUAUAAAAAACUUAUAUUAUUCUGAUGAGUAAUGUUGAUACCGUACAUAAAUACAAAAUACAUGAAGCUUUCCUUAUGAA
Molecule: messenger RNA, 1202 nt
Organism: Zootermopsis nevadensis
Lineage: Eukaryota; Metazoa; Arthropoda; Insecta; Blattodea; Termopsidae
Source: RefSeq, a predicted model, not a curated record